Messenger RNA from Dictyostelium purpureum, 219 nucleotides. RefSeq lists its product as uncharacterized. The record is from RefSeq and is a predicted model, not a curated record. Lineage: Eukaryota; Evosea; Eumycetozoa; Dictyosteliales; Dictyosteliaceae. The transcript has a single exon. Bases 1 to 219 code for a protein of 72 amino acids.
AUGGUAAAUAACAAUAACAAUAAUAUAGAUGAUGGUAUUAAAAUUUCAUUCAAAUUAUUUGGAUGGACUCUUUUUAAUAACUUCAAAAAACCAACUGAAACACCAAAAGUAGAAAACAGAGUUGCCACCACCAAAGAUACUCCAACAGGUUUCUUUUUCAAAUGGAGUUUAUUUGAUAUAAUCAAAUUAAAAAUUUCAAGAAAAGGUCAAGAUGAAUAA